CCAAAAUCGUAAAUCUUCCCGAGACUAUAUCACAUUUCUUCAAUAGGCCCAGUUAGUGGACUCAGUGUCGGCUUAUUUAUUUACCGCCCACUUAUGCUAUGUCCCUCUGAAACAGUCUUCAUCCUCGAUCUGAGUAUACUCGGAGCAACAGCUAUGGACAGAGAGUGGGGUUCGAAGCCGGGGAGCGGCGGCGCCGCCUCCGCCCAGAAUGAGGCCAUCGACCGCCGCGAGCGUCUCCGCCGUCUCGCUCUCGAGACUAUUGAUUUGGCAAAAGAUCCAUAUUUUAUGCGCAACCAUCUCGGGAGUUAUGAAUGCAAGCUUUGUUUGACAUUGCACAACAAUGAGGGGAAUUACCUGGCGCAUACGCAGGGCAAGCGUCACCAGACUAACUUGGCUAAGCGAGCAGCUCGUGAAGCCAAAGAAGCUCCUGCUCAGCCGCAGCCUCAUAAGCGGAACGUCACCCUCAAGAAAAUUGUUAAAAUUGGCAGGCCUGGGUAUCGGGUGACUAAGCAGUUUGACCCGGAGACAAAACAGAGAUCCUUGCUUUUCCAGAUUGAGUAUCCCGAGAUUGAAGAUAAUACAAAGCCAAGGCAUCGGUUUAUGUCAUCUUUUGAGCAGAAAGUCGAACCAUUUGACAAAAAAUAUCAGUAUCUUAUAUUUGCUGCCGAACCUUAUGAAAACAUAGCAUUCAAGGUCCCAAGCACAGAGAUCGAUAAAUCAACCCCCAAAUUCUUCACCCACUGGGACCCCGACUCAAAGAUGUUCACCUUGCAAUUGUAUUUCAAGACAAAGCCACCGGAGGCGAAUAAACCUCCGCCGCCUGCAGCCAACGGCACAGUAGCUCCAGGGCCUUUGCCACCGCCGCCACAAGGCCUUCCACCACCUCCACCGCCACAAGGACCUCCGCCUCCCGGGCCACCUGCCGGAAACCCUCCUCGGCCACCAUCAUCAAUGCCUCUUCCUCCUCCUCCUCCUAUGGCCAAUGGGCCUAGGCCUAUGCCACCUGGUGGGAAUUUAUCCGCUCCACCACCUCCGCCAACUGGCGGUGGUCCUAUGGCAGUGAACUUUACUCCCGGCAUGCAGAUGGGAAGGCCUCCCAUGCCGCCACCUCAAGGAUUUCCGGGUCAGCAAAUGCAGGGGCAGUACCCACCCCCUCCGCCACCUAACAUGGGUUGAGUUCUGAAGACAUUAAAGUGAUUUUGUGGUGUUUGGUGUAUUGACUGAGAAUUGUCAGAUUGCGGUCAGCUUUCUGCAACUAUAAACACUUUAGUUUUACAUUUGAAUUGUAGAAUGUGUUUUGGCUGAACGAAAGCUUGGUUGUGGUAAUUAUAUUACAAAAGUGAAGUUUGUGAGUUGUGAUCUGUUAUGAUUGUUUUCGACUCUUAUCAUUGUCCAAUCCACUGUAUUGCUUUUGGAAGCAAGCUUUUGAUUCAUCUUUGGUUGCGAUGACUUUUAUCAUUGUCCAAUCCACUGUAUUUUCUUUUUACUCAUCCAGCUUUGCUUUGCUUUGCUUUC
Striga asiatica is the source of this 1515-nucleotide messenger RNA. Lineage: Eukaryota; Viridiplantae; Streptophyta; Magnoliopsida; Lamiales; Orobanchaceae. The record is from the annotation of a GenBank genome assembly.